AACAAUUUUGACAAAAUUUCGUUUUGACCACUUUGGAUUUCUUUUCGAAAUAAAGAGAAUUUGUAUUUUAUUACUGUAUUGUUUUUGCAUAUUGUUAGUACUAGGCUGUAUUUAGAUUAUUAUUUUUAAACGAGGUGGUCUCUAUUUAUGUGAUAGAAAUGUGGGUGGACACCCUUGUUAGCUAAGUAGGAUUUUCUGGUGUCAUGUACAUAAAAUUACGAAUAUUACUUGAUGAUGUAAAAUGAAGGGUGUAGAUAGUUCUCCAGCAAAUAAAGAAGGGAUGACAAAUAAACCAAUAAUAACAUGCGCGGGAGACUGGAACUUGUUCUGUACGUUAGAAGCCCCUUUGGUUGCUGCAAUACCACAGGAUUCCUGUGAGUGGAGGAGGUCAUAUGGGCGCAUCACAAAAUUUGUUUAUCUGGAAUCCUCAUUUAUCAAAUAUAAUAAGGAUAAAGUACAAUCUGAACUGAAUUUGUUAAAACGUCCUAUUUUUCACAUUUAUUGGACUGACUGUGUGGAUAUAGAAUAUUACAAAACAACACUUAGGGAAGAUAUAGAAAUAUGGUUCAAACAACUAGAGAAAAACAAUAUAACAGAUUGGAUGAUAGUUUUAGUGGAGACUUAUGAUAUACGAAAGACAAACAAAUUAUUACCGAGAACAACGGUACUUGAUAAGAUUAAAGGUGAUUUUGCUGUAAAGCAAACAGAAGAUAGAUUUAUUUCCGUUAUAAAUCCAAUUAAAUCGGAGGCAAGAAGUGCUGAAUCAUGGAGAGCAUUGGUGGCAAAGAUCAGGCAUUUUGUUCUGGUGGCAUACAAUAAAGCAUUAAAUAAGUUUGAGGAGUAUAUGAGAGAACAAAGGGAGAGGCGAAAUGAUCCAGAAUGGGAUUUUUGUAAAUAUUUCAUUUUGCAGGAGCAAUUAGCUUUUGUGCUGGAAAUGCUUGGUUUAUAUGAAGAGGCUCUAGUCCAGUAUGACGAAUUAGAUGCACUGUUCUCUCAAUUUGUUCUCAAUUCCAAUAUAACAGAAAGUCCAAAAUGGCUUGACACAUUCAAGCAACAGAUAACCUCCUGGCAGGCCAUUAGACUGACACCCACAGUGCCACAACAUUUACGGGAACUUAUAAUUAAGCAGAAAGCCUCUCUAUUAGACUUUAGAAGCUAUUUAUUUAUACGACAAAGUGCCAUGUUGUUACUUACUGAUAAGCCUGAAGAGAUAGCAUCCCGCUGUCUCACAACUGUACAUAACACAUUAGUCGAGUUACUAUUGCUAAACGCGCAAUCGAUAGAUGGCGCCGCUGCGUGCUGGGCGCAUCUCGCGUGCGUUGAGACGUUGCGAGUGUGCGAGUCGUGUACGGACAUGCAGGCGCCGUUGUUGCAUAAUGCUAAGGAUAAGCUGCACAUAUUAGGCAAGCUCUGCGGUCUGCUGCCCGGUUCCCCUGAACCAACAUCAGAACAACUACACCUUGUAGUUAUGUUAUCAGCGGGGAUGGGGGACACUGAGAACAAUAAUAAGCAAUCGCCCACAGUGCGGUUGAAAGAAGCCCUCGGCAGCAAGACCUGCUUCCAGCAAUAUUACUUAGAGCUAGCUGAAUUAGCCAUGGGCACAUAUAAGCAUAUCGGGAGACUGAGAUUCGCACGACAAAUAGGAAGAGAUUUAGCGGCGUUCUAUUCAGAAUUAGGGGAGACUAGCAAAGCAGUAGUGUUCCUUGUUGACGCGCUACGAUCUUAUGAGGAACAAGACUGGAGAGAACUUGCUGCACAGACCCGACUCGAAUUGGUCGCCGCUGCUAAGAAAAUGAACGAUUUUGACAGAUAUACCACACUGUCGGCCAGAAUAGCAAGCACUGCCGAAUUAGAGAUUCUAGUCAGACACUUCUAUUUUGAAGAGAUGAUGAAAUCCAUCAAAGAGAAUCUCGCUGAAAAAGAUUCCGUUCAAACCGAGCUCAAUGAUUGUUUUCGGAUAAUCUCAGCAACUUUACUGCCGUCCGAACGUGGUGUUUACAUCACUGAUAAUAAGGUUGAAUGUCGCUUGGUUGUGGAGAGCUUCCUGCCGAAGGACGUAGUUUGUACUCGGUCAGCGAUCUGCAUAGAUAUAUACGAAGACAAGCAGACGGACAUACGGACACCGGUUAAGAACUAUAAGACUGAUUUAAGUAGUGUAGGUACACAGGCUAGUCCGAAGAAGUCGAAUGAUGACGUCACACCUAGUAAUUUUAUCACGAGUAUAAGACUGGACGAUUUAAAACCUAAGAAUCCUCUACUAGACCCUAUGCACAUAACCUCGAAAUUACACUACAAAGAAGACAAAUCCCUCCAGAAAGCGACAGUCGAAUGUCAAAACCCAAAGAUGAUUCUCAAACGAUCAGAUAGUGGGAAAUACAGAAAACCAUCGGCUCCGAUACGAACGAAUUAUGACCAUUGUUUUACAAAUGAAAAUAUUAUAAUUCGCCCAGGUGUAAAUGACAUUGUAUUGGAGUGCAUAGCAGAUAAAUGUGGGGCAUUCAAACUUGGUCUCGUUUGCUUAUUGAUAGAAGGAAAAUUGGAGUUUAUCUCCAAUGCGUUGGUUAAUACCAGAAUGGGUUAUGAGGUGGUGACACAGGGUGUGAGUGUUUAUUUGAACAAGGUGGAGCCAAAGAAGGAUUUGGUCGCUGGCUUGGAACACGAUAUGGAAUUGGUUGUCAGUAACGGAAGUUCUAGAUUGCAAGAGAACACAAUCCACUUGAGAGCGUCCACAGGGCUGCACCUUCGUUACGGCGCCAACGCGGCGCUGUCCCGCGAGCUGACCAUUCCACUGGAAGCAGCUGAACCCUUCCACACCAGCAAGAUACCGUUGAGACUGUUCGCUGUUCUGAUGCCGAAGAGAGAGAAGAGCAUAGAACACACGGUAUGGAUAACCUGUCCAUGGCUAGAAUCAGUAAUGGAAGUGCCCCUCCACUUCUCCCCCCCAAUGAUAGCGGCAUGGAAGCUCCUAACAUCGAACACUAGGAAAUUCGUCCACGUCACACUCAAGUCGACUGUCGCCCAUUUCAUUCAGUUCAUAUUAACGGAGCCUAAGUUAGAGUGUGACGGCAAUACAACGGUGUCCGAUUUGAAUCCGAAGAGCUGCGAGAAUAUGAGAGUAGCCUCCGACGGUACCACCGCAUCAUUCAUGUGGGAGUUACUCAAGGAUCCCCUCGUCAAGGCUGGACCGAUGAAAGCCAAUUUCACAGUACAAUACCGGCUAUUGGAAGAGCACAUUUCUAGAACGUUCGCUUGUCCAUUUGAUAUACAAGAUUGUACGACUUUGUUUGUAAUCAGAACUAAAUUGGAACCCGGCAAGGGCUCGGACUUCUGUAGGGCGAGUCAAGUAUGCUGCUUGCAUUUGAAUGUGCAACGGGUAAAUGAAACCGAAUACACGUCAUUGAUGUACGAAGUGUUGGCAGAUCAGACCAUGUGGGCUGUUUUGGGGAGGACUGCUGGUGUAAUAUCAAUGGAGAUGAACGCGGGUGAACCACAAUGCGUCACGUUAGACGUCAUGCCCCUAGUGGCCGGCUACCUACCGCUGCCCACUGUGCGCCUGUCCAAAUACAUCGCCGCUAAUACCAAAGACCCAAAAAAGGAUAUAUCUGCCCACCCCCGGCUAGAACCGUUCAGUCCGGGGCAAGUGUACCACGCGGGGAAGACCAAACAGGUGCACGUGCUCGCACCAGCACCGAAGGAGCACCUGGAUAUCACUGUUUAGUGCAUGUCAUUGAUGUAAGGUGAAGUGUGACGUUGUACAAGCAAAGUGAUUGGUCUAAAGUGAGGUGUGACGUCAUAAAGGAAACAAUCCGUAUAAAACUGUUUGGUGUGAUAAUGGUGAUGUCAUAGAAUAUCCAAAUGAAAAUUAUUUGCAUAAGACCUCAGUAUGUUUCUGUUUACUGAUCAUGAUUGAUUUAAAGCAAAUGUUAAAAUCAUAUGGGAAUCCCUUAAUAAAAUAAAUAUUAGUCAUAGUGACAUCAAAGGGGAUUGAAUAUCUAUAUUGAAAUUGUAAAUUGAAAAUUAAAAACUAUCAACUGACAAAUCAAUCCUUUGGUUUCAUGUGGACACUGAUAUAUUACAUGGAUAUGGAAAUAUGUACACAUACAAAACGAAACACCUAACUAUUGUUGCAUAAUAUAAAGAGUUGGUGAUUGAACAGCAGGUAUGUAUGUAAAAUUUAAAUAAGCAUUAACUUGCUUAAGAACCUUUUAUCAAUUUUCAACAAAAAUGGUACACUUUAUAUGGAUGUAUUUAUUUAUUGUCAAAUACAAAGACAAUUGUUUCAUGUAGUGAAUAAAUUUAAACUUGCUAGGUUUUGCCCUUUAUCGCCGCACUUCAAAGAAUUUUACAUUAUUUUAGUUAACUUUGAAAAUGAACGUUUAAUUUGGUUAAGUUUCAAGCUAUUUUAUCAUUCCAGAAAUAAUUAUCUCUUAGAGGAGUUUAUUAUAACUAAAUUCAAAAUCAAUGUGAUCUUUCACUUGUACUACCACUGUCUUGUCCUUCCUUUUGCUAACAACCUUUCUAGCAACUAUAUGCUUGUCAAAGUCUUUGAGUUAUAGCUGUUGUUGGAACAAUCAAAAUUUUAAAUAAUCCUUAAACACAAGGUAAAUGCCCAUCACCAGAACUGACAUUCAGAUCCUAUGACAUACAGAGAUGCUCAACGAAUAUAAGACUUAGCAGUCAUCUAGUCUGACCCCAAUUCAUUGUUGCUUAACUCAAAGUUUAGUUUAAGCAAGGAUUGCUUCAACAUAGUAAAUAGCCACUUUAAAUCGCAAACAACUUGUGUCUCUUAUUUUUGACAUACAU
Molecule: messenger RNA, 4803 nt
Organism: Zerene cesonia (dogface butterfly)
Lineage: Eukaryota; Metazoa; Arthropoda; Insecta; Lepidoptera; Pieridae
Gene: SIDL
Product: trafficking protein particle complex subunit 10
Exons: 15
Coding region: 242-3718 (1158 amino acids)
Biological process (GO): intra-Golgi vesicle-mediated transport; early endosome to Golgi transport
Cellular component (GO): TRAPPII protein complex
Source: RefSeq, a predicted model, not a curated record